This is a messenger RNA of Paramisgurnus dabryanus, 2230 nucleotides long. The record is from RefSeq and is a predicted model, not a curated record. Lineage: Eukaryota; Metazoa; Chordata; Actinopteri; Cypriniformes; Cobitidae.
ACCAAAAUGGUUUACAUAAAAUGUCAGCGUUGGAGUAAAGAUUAUCCUGUAAGUCUGUGUGGGUGCAGCUCACAAACAACAAACUGAUAAGAUUGAUAUCUUUCACUAAAUAUCUCAAUUACUGGAAUUAACAGCAAUAUGAAGAGCAUCUUUAAAAUUAUAAUUUUAUUACACGUGUGUGCAGGUGUGUUUGGUUAUGAAGAUGAAGUGAAGUCAGUGUCAGUGUAUGAGGGAGAUUGUGUUACUCUACACACUGGUGCUGUAAUGCCAUGGAACCACAAUGUUGAUAUAAGGUGGAACUUCAAAAAUGGUUUUAGCUUGGUUUAUAGAUAUCAUCCACCUAAGAUUAUUGUAAAUAACACCACAUAUUCAGAUUUUGCUAUUGAGACAUUCAAAGACAGACUGCAUAUAUCAGAAAGGACUGGAGAUCUCACAAUCAGGAACAUCAGAAUCAAACACACUGGACUGUAUGAAGCAAAGAUAUUCGGGUCAGAUAUCAAGAGAUUCAGUGUUGUUGUCAAAGAGUCUCCUCAUGUAAUUAAUGCUGAAACAAGCAAUGUGAACUCAGUGUCAGUGAUGGAGGGUGAAUCUGUUACUCUACAAACUGAUGUACAUAUACAGAAAGGUGAUCUGAUCAUAUGGAGGUUUGGAUCUGAUGGUGAUCUCAUAGCUCGAGGUGAUAUGGAGGACGAAAUGGGGAACUAUCGAAAUUACAAGGAUUUAGAGGAUUUAGAGUAUAACGAGGAUUAUGAUUAUAAAGACACUAGAAUCUCAUAUAUAGAUUCUGAUUGGAGAUUCAGAGACAGACUGAAGCUGAGCGAUCAGACUGGAAAUCUCAUCAUCAGUGAUAUCACAACUGAAAACACUGGACUAUAUGAGCUAAAGAUCAGCAGCAACAGCAGAGAGAUCUUAUACAAGACAUUCAGUGUUACUGUCAGGGGUCAAUGGUUUUCAGGUGCGUAUCUAGGAAUUAUAACUGGAAUAGGUGUUUCUCUUCUUCUGUUUGUUCCUCCUGCUGGUGUUGCUUUGAUGGUCUACUUUUACUGCAAGAUCUCGAAAGUAAAGAGACAAACGGUUAAAAAGAAGACAGUGAUGGAGGGAGAUUCAGUCACCCUAUACACUGAUCUUACUAAACUAAAGACCGAUGAUGUGAUCAAGUGGAGAUUUAGAGAUCAAGAGAUCGUAGCUGAAAUCAAUAGAAAGGACCACACGUUCUCUACAUAUGAUGGAGAUGAUGGAAGAUUCAAAAAUAGACUGAAUCUGAAAUAUCAGACUGGAGAUCUCACCAUCACAAACAUAAGAACAGAUCAUUCAGGAUUUUAUGAACUGAAGAUCAUCAGUAGUAAAGGAACAUCAUGGUCUCAGUUCAGUGUUACAGUCACAGAUACAUAACCCAAUUAAGUCUAAUGCUAUCAUGUUUUUGUUAAUAUUCGAGCCUCUGCACAACAUCACAACAUUUAAUAUACAAUGACAAACAAAGUAAGAAUGUCUGCUUCCGGGAAGAGUUUUUUGAUUCAUUUUUUUCUUUUUAUUCUGUGUAAAUGUAUUUUAUUUUUGUUAAUCAUUUUUUUUGUAAAUGUUCUGUUUUUGAUCAGAUCUGAAUAUAAAAAUGUAAAUUCAGAGCUAUUAUGUACAGAUUCAAAAAUACUUGACAGACUAACUAUAUUUAUCUAAUUUUUAAAAUGAGAUGAUUAUUUCUUGUAAGUUUUGUGUUUAAGGCAACUCUUUAGCAUGAGAUACUAAAAUAUACUACCCAUUUCAUUAACAAUUUUUAUUGAUAUAACAACAAAAUACAUAUGCAAUAUGUCAAAAUACAAUAAGGUACCACUUCAGCAUCUAGAAUAAAAAUGAACAAUACAACAACACAUGGGAGGAAAGAAGUAAGGAAUAACACAAAUGCAAAACUUAGACACCUUUAAAUGCCUUCCCGAAACAAUAGUUAAAUGUCAUUAAAAGAACAAGUGCACAGAAGUUUCUGGCUCUUUUAAACAAAAGCCACGAGCCUCUAUUUCAAAAGGAAAUGGUUUAUGUAAAAUCUCAGCGUCGGGUUAAACAUAUAAUGAAAGUAGGCUAUGUGUGGGUGCAGCUCACAGACAACAAUCUGAUAAGAUUUACAUGUAAAUACAAUCUUCAAUACUGGAAUAAAAAACUAGCAAUAUAAAGAACCUGUUUACAAUCAGUAUUUUAUUACACGUGUGUAUGUGCUUACAUUUUACUGUAAAACUUUCAC